AUGCAGACGGCAGGAGUGAGCCUCGGGGCAUUCAGGGGAAGACACCAGCCACAGAGCAAGCGGAACCACGUCGUGAGCACCAGUCGUCUCGUGGGGGCAGAUCACCCACUGGAGGUUGUGUAUUUUGUGGAGGAUCCUGAAGGAGAGAGAAUCCCUGCAGUGGAAAUAGCGGGCCUCCUUAACAGCCUGGACGUCCAGAGAGCGGCCAUUGUUCUCGGGUACCGUGUUCAGGGCAUUUUGGCACAGCCUGUGGAGAAAAUGGCUUUGUCUCCGUCUGAAAAUGUGAACACAAACUUAUGGAUAAUUGCCGGUGUGGUGAUACCGCUGCUCGUGGUCGUCAUUAUCAUUUCCAUCCUUUACUGGAAACUGUGCCGCACAGACAAGCUGGAGUUUCAGCCAGACGCUAUGGCCUCCAUGCAGCAGAGGCAGAAGUCCAUCAGUGAAUCAAGGACCUCUCUGCUCCACCACUCACAGCCCUCGGACUCAGAGCCAGAGCAGAGUAGUGAGGAAGAGGAGGAAGAGUCUGAGGAGGAAGAGUCUGAAGAGGAGGAGGAGGAGGAGGAGAGGAGUGCUAAAGGGGGGAAGCUGCAGACGCCAAGUGUAAAAGGCUUCGACUUCGCCAAACUGCAUCUUGGGCAGCAGAACAAGGAUGAUGUCAUGGUGAUCCAGGAGCCGUCUGGACCCGCACCACUCCCAAGGUCCAUUAAAGACGGCUUGAGUCCGUCAGAGAACGGGGAAAUAGCCACUCCUCUUUCCAAAGGCUCGUCCACAAAAGCCUCUCAUGCCAGCCGCAGGCAGGACAGGAUCUCGCCUUCAGACGGUGACUCUGUGAUGACGGACCACUCCAGCGGCGAGCGGGACUCUGCGGAGGACGUGAGAGGCCACGCCACGCCCAGUGACGCCAAACACAGCCGUCCACCACCGACGAACGGCGCCAGUGAGCAGCUGUCGUCGGCCUCCAUCUUUGAGCACGUUGACAGAAUGUCUCGUGCCACAGACGCAGGAAGGAGACUCAACAAAGUCCAGCUUAUCGCCAUGCAGCCUAUGUCUGUCCCGCCCCUGCACAGUCCCACAGCCAAUGGGAGAGUGCAGCCUAUGUCUGUCCCGCCCCUGCACAGCCCCACAGCCAAUGGGAGAGUGCAGCCUAUGUCUGUCCCGCCCCUGCACAGUCCCACAGCCAAUGGGAGAGUGCAGCCUAUGUCUGUCCCGCCCCUGCACAGCCCCACAGCCAAUGGGAGAGUGCCUGACCCUGAGCAGAUAAACCAGGAGAUUCAGGUCGCUCUGAGGCAGAAGUCCGAGAUUGAGCAUCAUCGUAACAAAAUCCGUCUGCGCGGCAAAAGGAAGGGCCAUUACGACUUCCCUGCGAUGGACGACGUGACGAAAGGGCUCUGCGACAGUAAAGCACAGCUACAGAUAGAUAAGAUCUUAGACCCAGAUUCACAGGCGCCCGCCAUUUUCAUAGAACCCAAAAAGAGAGGCAGACGUUCUCCCAAACAGAGGACCAAGGAGCCGCUGAAUGGAGGCAUGAUGGAAGCCGACAGAGACCAUCUCAUCAGCGACGACUGUGACGCUGCGUUCAGAAAGUAUCCCGGAGUCAACAAUGUAGCUUAUGUGUCGGACCCAGACCAAGGGACCGGAUCUCCUCUUCGGAGCCCUUCUCCCAUGGAGGAUGUCUUCCUUGGCUCUCCCCCAGGCCACGCCCCUCCUCCUCCCCCUUACAUGCCCCCACAGCCCUCCAUUGAGGAGGCCCGGCAGCAGAUGCACUCCCUGUUGGACGACGCUUUUGCCCUUGUGUCGCCCACCUCUCAGGGCAGCACUGCAGGCAUCACUCUCCCAGGGGUCAAUGGCAACCAUUCAGGCUCCAGCCACCCUGGACACUGGGGUCUUUCAUACCCAACACCGGGACCUUUUUCUAAUAGGUUUAGUGAUGUGUCUCCACCCUCAGUGCAAGGCCGACCACCAAGACAGGGCCUUGGCUCGAGCUUCCUUCCUCCUGGAGAAUCGGCAGCACUCACUGACCAGCUCCAAGAGGACAGCCUGUACUCCAGCAGGGGCCUCUACGCUGAUGAGCUGCCUUCCUCUGCCAGACCCAGGCCAGUGGGCAGCACGGCAGGGGUCCACCAUCUCACUCAGGUGGGCCUGCCCAGUCGGAUGAACGGAUACCCUGCAGGAGGGAGAGCCGCUCUGGGCCUUAAUGGUGGAAUUGGCUGGAAUCCUUAUAGUGACAACUUUAGCAGGGCUGAACUGGAAAAAUAUUCUUACCUGGACUAUCAUGAUUACUCUGUCUUACAGAUGGCUCAAAGUGGUAUGAGGGAGUCUGCACUGCCUCCCCAUCUCGACACAUCUGGGGUGGGCUACUUAUCAGCGCCUCCUCCCCUGGAUCCCGCUCCCCCACACUCCUCUGCCUCUCUGAUAAAGGCCAUCCGAGAAGAGCUCUUACGCCUCUCUCAGAAACAGGCCGCUGUGUGCAGCUACCACAGCUAG
Knipowitschia caucasica is the source of this 2484-nucleotide messenger RNA. NCBI's taxonomy places the organism in Eukaryota, Metazoa, Chordata, Actinopteri, Gobiiformes, Gobiidae. The record is from the annotation of a GenBank genome assembly.